This is a messenger RNA of Cuculus canorus (common cuckoo), 1727 nucleotides long. It is a transcript of the gene LYPD6B, whose product is annotated as LY6/PLAUR domain containing 6B. The coding region runs from base 191 to 715 and encodes 174 amino acids. The record is from RefSeq and is a predicted model, not a curated record. Lineage: Eukaryota; Metazoa; Chordata; Aves; Cuculiformes; Cuculidae. The transcript is spliced from 6 exons. Gene Ontology annotation, molecular function: acetylcholine receptor regulator activity.
ACUGGAUAUUCGUCCUGGAGAGGAGGAGACUGAGAGGAGACCUCAUCGCUCUCUGCAGUUCCUGGAACGGAGGUCGUGGUGAGUCCUUCUUUAGACCCUGGGCUAGUGUCAGAGGAUACCUGGAUCAUCCGCAGCAAACAGGCUUGGAGGUGCAUUGCAAGUAGAGGCCUAAGAGUGUUGCUUUUCAUGUAUGAUACUACUCAGCAUGCUGUUAUUCUGUCACACGCUGGCUGGAGCCUUUCUCCCCUUCUUCAUCCUUUCAGGAAAUUGGGUUUCAGCUGAGAACAUCAACUUUUACAAUGUGCGACCUCCACUAGACCCCACUCCAUUCCCAAACAGUUUUAAGUGCUUUACCUGUGAUAACGCAGUGGACAACUACAACUGCAACAGAUGGGCUGAAGAUAGAUGGUGUCCUGAAAGUACUCGGUACUGUUUGACAGUUCAUCUCUUCACAGAUCAUGGGAAGAGUACAUCAGUCACCAAAAAAUGUGCUACGGGAGAAGAAUGCCAUUUUGUGGGCUGCCACCACCACCAAGAAAGUGGCCACACGGAAUGCAUUUCUUGCUGUGAAGGCAUGAUUUGCAACGUAGAAAUACCAACUAACCACACAAAUGCAGUAUUUGCUGUAUUGCACGCCCGGAGAACAUCAGAUGGCAGCAGGCGGACAGUCAACAUUGCAGUGCUUGUAUCAGUCAUGAUGAUUGCAUUAUCAUGAUGGUGCAUCCUCCCAUGGCAUCUGCUCGAGAGGGUCUGCCUUCCUGUGGGCCGUAAGAAACUGUGAGAAGAUUGUUCCAAUAUGCAAGGAAAAGGCACUGAUAGUGUUUAAUUACCUAAAAUGUAAGGAGACAGUGGAAAGACACUGUGUACAUCAAGGUGGCUUUGGAUAUUUUAGUGAAGACACUCCAUAUGGACUGCAGUAUUUGAAGACAACCCCACAACAACCCACUGGUUGACAAGGCAGUGGGGUGAACUAGAGUCAUUAUAAUUAAUUAUUUUAUGAUGAAAAUGCACAUAUAUGUGACAUGUUUCUUUGAACAGAGACCUGAUGUGUCCGUAGACAAUCACUUUACCAGGCGGUGACUUUUGAUGGACAACGUGCCACCAUGUAUCUCAAGAAAAAAUGGUUUUAAAAUGUUUUUCACAUUUUUUUGUGCAUAAAUAAUAUGGACUAGUUUGUCUUGAUCAACAAGUGUAUUUAAGCUUAUCUUUAGUUAUGGUUUUGAUAGAGAACAUAUAUGAGAGAAUUUUUUUUUCUAUUCUGAUCAGAGCAAUCAUGUCUACUGGAGAUAAGACAAUAUAAUACUUUAUAUCUUUCUUUCCUGUAAAAUGUUGUCUUACAUUCAGACUUUAAGAGUGUGAACCCAUGUAGAAUUUCUGUCUAAAAACAAUGAACUGUUUGAACACUUAAAUCAAAGUUCCUCUCCUCCAGCCUCAAGGGGUUAUUUCCUUGCAAAAGAGUUUCACCUCAGCUGAAUCUUUGUCUUCGUGCUGAUGUUCAAGGAGUUGGUAAUGCCAUGACUUGGAAACUGCAGCUAUGUUAUCAUAAACAUUGAAUGUGGACACUUGGUUUAAAUAAUGGCAUAUUGGUAUAAAUAAGGAGAGAAAUUGGCUGUGUUCCUGCUGGAUCCGGGGCUCCAAGCCCCAUCCAACCUGGCCUGGGACCCCUCCAGGGAUGGGGCAGCCCCACUGCUCUGGGCACCCUGGGCCAGGGCCUCCCCACCCUCACA